UGGUACCAGAGUUCCAAACCCUUCUGCCUUUUGUGGUUCCAUGGGGGUUGCCUAUGGGAGGUAACCUAUGCCUGGUUCCAUUGCUUUAUGUUUAACAUCCAUCUCUCUUAGGAGAGAUGCCACUGCAACCAACUACCUCAUGUGUAAGUAGUUAGGUGAGUUAGUUUGUUAUUUUCUUGUUGUGUGUAUGAAUUCUCUUAUGAGUACCUAAACCCCUGUUUGGGUGUAUGGUCUUAAAGGAUUACUUGCUGCUAUAUAUUUUAUGUGCACUUAUAUAUUUGAAUAAAGCUACUUCUAUUUAACCUGGUGUGUUCAUUGAGAGAGAGGGUGGUUCUGAAUUCAGUACCUUGACCAUUCUCAGUUGCUAACUACCAAAGAGGGUUAAGAAGUUAAAAGCUUGAAUUUGAGGUGCUAAACCAAAGGUGCCAGGCAAGGAGUGUAACUGUGACUCUUGCCCCAUAGGACCUUGGUUUUACCUAUCUUCUGGGCUCAGAGAUCCCCUGGCUCUGAGUGGACCAGUAAACAGGGGUGAUGGCAGCCUACCUUCUACCUUGCAAGGUUGUUGUGAGCGUACACAGCCUUGGCAAGGGUGAAGUAAUAGUCUUUUCGGUUUCAGUCUCAUUUCCCUAAGGGUGGGGGUCUGAGUCUGACGCAUGAUCCCUGUGCCUUGACGGUAGGGAUUCAUGACAUGGUUGGCAGCAGUGCGGAUUGAGGCCAUUCUUGCUCUUAGUGAACACACUGUGUGAAAUAAGUGCUUUGCAGCAAGCUUUAAAAUAAAAAGGAGACUUCUGACACAACCGUUUAUUACUUUGGGUAGUGAGGUUAGUGCAGGAUGUCACAGAAGAUAAAAACUAGAUCUCAAAAGAAUGGAGCUAACGGAGCCACGGACGUGGAGGAGAUGGCAGAGAGCGCGUUGCCUCGACGACUUGCACAGCUGGAGGAAGGCGCGUCUGCCUCAUUACCUACAGCACAGCCUCCUGAGGAUGAGGAUGAUGCAGUGCUUAAACAAAUUGAGGAGGAAAGUGAAGAAGAUGAGGAGGAAGAAGCUUCUGAUGAGGAAGAGGAAGAAAUUUUGCCCAAAAGUAUGCAGCGUUACCUAGCCAAGCAAAUGCAGCUGCUGUCUCUACAGUUUAAGGCUAUGAAGGAAGACCACCGGAGUAGAGAGAGUUUUGCUCGUAAGCAGAGGCCACUGCGAGGGGGGAGACCAGACCUCCAUAAAAAAGCUUUUCCGACUUUCCAUGAGACGGAUGACAUUUUUACUUUUUUCCAAAUUUUUGCCCACUCUUGUAGAGACCAGGGUGUGCCUAAAAAGUACUGGAUGAGUGCAUUAUUCAUUAAUGUUGAAGGCGAAUUAAGAGAACUUUUGAACUCUCUUCCUGUGGAAUUUGCGGAUGAUUUUGAUCAUUUCUACGCCCUAGCUAGAUCACAUUUUGCCCUGACUGCUGAGGACUGCUUUCGGCGCUUGAAAGCAGAUCAGAAGAAGCCGAAAGAGAGCUUUGCAGCUUUUUCUGCUAGAAUGGGCAGGAAUGUGGAACGCUGGGCAAAUACUGCUGAAGCAGCAUCCCGAGGUCAAGUUUUGGAUCUGUUUGCUAAAGAACUGUUUUACAGACAUCUCCCUCGUACGUUAGCUGAAGCAGGCCUGUUAGCAGAUCGGAUGUUCAAAAACAGAGCUGGAGAGAAGUUUACCCUGUUUCGGAAACCUGAGAACGUUCCUGUUAAGCUGCCUGGGCAAGAGGCUCCAGGAAUGCAGAAACCAUGGCAACCGUCAGGGGGGGCGAGACUCCCCCAAGCAGCUCCUGCUGUACCGGAGCCUGGACUACAAAAGAAAUUACUUGGGGAAAUCCUAUGUUUCAAAUGUGGGAAAAAAGGCCACAAGGCUAAUUCCUGUUUUGAAGCCUUGCCUAAGCCCACUCCUACUGGGAAGAAAAACCCUAAAGUUGCACCAGUCGUGUGUGUAAGAGACUUGGGCGCCCCUGGAGUGGAACUCCCAGAAAUUUCUUCUUGGUCAUCAGCGGAUGAAAAUGAUGGGGCAGAGUCGGACUUUGUAUUCUCUGCUCCAAACUCACAAGACCGCCCUGAAACUCCUCGUGGGCCUGCCGUCAGAGCCAUCUCGAUAGACUAAAGAAAAAAGGAGCCCAAGAAGCGUGGGAGUUCAUGAAAAACGUAUUACAAAAAGCGCAAUCGCAAACAAUUCCAAAGAGGAAGAAAAAUGGAAGACAUCGGAAAAAGCCAAUGUGGCUACACGGAAGUCUGGUGGAGGAGGUAAAAGUAAAAAAGAGCAUGUAUAAAGAAUGGAAGGAAGGACGCAUCACCAAGGAAGAGUACCGACGAGCGGCUCAGGCUUGCAGGAAUAGCGUAAGGAAAGCUAAAACCCAGAAUGAGCUGAGGCUGGCGAGGGAAGCGAAGAACAACAAAAAGGGUUUUUUCAGACAUGUUUGAAGCAAGAGAAAGACCAAGCAAAAGGUGGGACUGCUGCUCAAUGAGGAUGGCAAAAUGUUGACAGAUAACGAGGAAAAAGCAGAACUGCUCAACGCCUAUUUUGCCAAAAAGGGAACCGUGUGCAACCUUGCAUCGGUAGCAAUCUCAGUAAGGGGUUGGGACUGCAGUUCGAGAUUGAUAAGGAGAUAGUCAGGAAAUACCUAGUUAACCUAAAUGAGUUCAAAUCUCCAGGGCCUGAUGAUCUGCAUUCCAGAGUACUGAAGGAACUUAAAUAACUGUGCAUUUCUGUUUGUGUGUGUAUGCAUAGAACUCUCUGACUUUUGCAUGGCUCAAAUGUAGCGUACUGUAAAAAGACAAGAGUCACUUCUGUUGCUCAGCCCAUGUUUUGUGUCUGGCCCUGCCUCCAUUUUGCCCAUUACAUUACAUAUUAAACAUUACAUAUAGCAUUUGGUCUUUCCUGCUUUCAUGUGGCAUAGCUGAGCCCCAUUGUGGGUUCAACAGAGAACACUUCUGCAAAUAAAGCAUUGUACAUUU
Messenger RNA from Rhineura floridana, 2973 nucleotides. RefSeq lists its product as uncharacterized. Gene Ontology annotation, molecular function: nucleic acid binding; zinc ion binding. The coding region runs from base 833 to 2122 and encodes 429 amino acids. The record is from RefSeq and is a predicted model, not a curated record. Lineage: Eukaryota; Metazoa; Chordata; Lepidosauria; Squamata; Rhineuridae. The transcript has 2 exons.